AUGUAUCGAUAUUUCAAUUCACACAUCUUAGUAUCUGUAAUAUUUCUUAAAGCUAUCCUGAAAAUUGCCUUUGAUCAAAAUCCCCAUGGAUAUACAAGUGCAAAGACAAUAAAUUCUUUAGUAUAUACAUUCUACAUUUCCAUCCAGGGAGAGUCCAUCGGUGCUCCACAUCUUGUUCUUGUGCUUCAAAAUCUGCUUUGGGGACAUCUCACUUAUACGACAUCCGGUGGAUCAGCACAACACCGAGAUGAAGGACGACUAAGCAUCAAAAAAAGAAGUUGGCGCAAUGCCUUGAAACCUUCGGCCUCGUACUCAGAAUCCUGGACACCACCAGAGCUCAGUCAGGGCCCCGAAGUUUGGCUCUUUGAGACCUCUAGACAAUUACAGACAUUUUCCAAUUUGACUAAAUCCCAAGGUAACCAAUCUUUAAAAGCACAUCUAUAUUUUGUAAACAGUAUAUAUAUAAUUCCAGUCGAUAAAUCCUAUAUGCCCAUCCAGGAGAGUCCAUCGGUGCUCCACAUCUUGUUCUUGUGCUUCAAAAUCUGCUUACGAAGUUGGGGACAUCUCACUUAUACGACAUCCGGUGGAUCAGCACAACACCGAGAUGAAGGACGACUAAGCAUCAAAAAAAGAAGUUGGCUCAAUGCCUUGAAACCCUCGGCCUCGUACUCAGAAUCCUGGACACCACCAGAGCUCAGUCAGGGUCCCGAAGGUUAA
Molecule: messenger RNA, 717 nt
Organism: Phycomyces blakesleeanus NRRL 1555(-)
Lineage: Eukaryota; Fungi; Mucoromycota; Mucoromycetes; Mucorales; Phycomycetaceae
Exons: 12
Coding region: 1-717 (238 amino acids)
Source: RefSeq, a predicted model, not a curated record